Messenger RNA from Nilaparvata lugens (brown planthopper), 1397 nucleotides. Its product is annotated as myoneurin-like. The coding region runs from base 15 to 755 and encodes 246 amino acids. Gene Ontology annotation, cellular component: nucleus. The transcript has 2 exons. Gene Ontology annotation, molecular function: RNA polymerase II cis-regulatory region sequence-specific DNA binding; DNA-binding transcription factor activity, RNA polymerase II-specific. Gene Ontology annotation, biological process: regulation of transcription by RNA polymerase II. The record is from RefSeq and is a predicted model, not a curated record. NCBI's taxonomy places the organism in Eukaryota, Metazoa, Arthropoda, Insecta, Hemiptera, Delphacidae.
UGUAUGUGUUGCAGAUGGCGACAGUCACUGUUAAAAAGGAGGAGGAGGAGGAGGAUGAUAGCAGCCAGCAACCAGCUGCAGUGGAAGAUGAUUGCAGCCAACAACAUUAUCUAAUCCCUGGCUACAACAUGAUCUUCAUCAAAGAGGAUGCAGACGAUCAAGAGGCUGAAGGAAGUGCAGUGAAGAGCGAACCAGAGAUGUGGUCUUCAAACUGCAGCACAUCUGGCCGAAACUAUGCAAAAGAAGUGGGUGAACUGAAUGAGCAUUCAAUCUCUCCAGUGGAAACGUGCACUGAGUCAUCGGUGGCUGGCAAAAAGACCAGACUCUACAGCUGUGCUGACUGUAGCUAUAAAACACCAAAGUUUAGUCAUUUGAAGAGACACAUUAGAAAACACACUGGAGAAAAACCAUUUAAUUGCGAGUUUUGUGAUUACAAAAGUGCUCAGUUGUGUAGUUUGAAAGUACAUAUCAAAAGACAUACUGGAGAAAAACCAUUCAGCUGCGAGUUUUGUGAUUACAAAAGUGCUCAGUUAGGUAGUUUGAAAGUACAUAUCAGAACACAUACUGGAGAAAAACCUUUUAGCUGUGAGAUUUGUAACUACAAAAGUGCUCAGUUAGGUACUUUGAAAAGACAUAUCAGAACACAUACUGGAGAAAAACCUUUCAGCUGUGAGAUUUGUAACUACAAAAGUGCUCAGUUAGGUAGUUUGAAAGCACAUAUCAGAACACAUACAGGAGAAACAACCUCUAGCUAAGCAUUUUUAGGGCCGGUUUCCGAGCUCGGGAUUUACAUAAAUUGUAGACUUCAAACAGCAGGAGUCAGAAAAUUGGCUUUCCAUAACGGGCGUAGUCGUAGUUUAUAUGAUAAUCUUUAUUUCUCAUUUCUAGAAUUGGAAACUUGUCGAAAUGAACCAUUCCUGAAUAAUUCAAAAUAACUGAAACUUUACACUAUUUCUAUUAAUUUUAUUUUGUGUUCAAUUUUCUAGUUUUUAAAUUAAUUCAAGUUAAUUGAAACAUGGACUAAUACUUUACCAACUCACUACCCUAAACAGAGCUGUGGGGUCGAAAGUAGUCUUCCAGACAUUUCCACUGUACCCUAUUUUGAGCAUUUAUUGCCUGGACUAUGAAUGCUUGGGAAUGAAACAAAAAACAAAUAUGUGAGAAUCUCAAAAUAUUAUAUUCACAUUGUUCAUGACACUAAAUCUAUAUCAAUAGUUUAUAUAAAGUUUUGUUUAAUAUACAGUAAUAUGACACUAUCAUUAAAUUAUGUUCUUAUCAUUUUAAUUGAUGUUUAGUUCAAUUCUAUAACUAUUAGGUCUAUGUAUAAUAUUUACACUUAUCAACAGAUUUUCCAAAUCAGCAUAUAUUAAAAUUCCCAUUAAAUCUAUUUAUAUAAA